This is a messenger RNA of Penaeus monodon (black tiger shrimp), 5959 nucleotides long. RefSeq names its product protein strawberry notch homolog 1-like (gene sno). Lineage: Eukaryota; Metazoa; Arthropoda; Malacostraca; Decapoda; Penaeidae. The record is from RefSeq and is a predicted model, not a curated record. Gene Ontology annotation, cellular component: nucleus. Gene Ontology annotation, biological process: regulation of DNA-templated transcription. Gene Ontology annotation, molecular function: histone binding; chromatin DNA binding.
AUGGGGAUGCAGGUCAACCCUUUGAUGCUGGCGCAACCGGCAGCCGAGGAAGAUGUGGAGGAAGACGAUGGCAUGGGUGUUGCAGAAACCUACGCAGACUACAUGCCUUCAAAGUUGAAGGUUGGCAUCAAGCAUCCAGACCAGGUGGUGGAGACAGCAUCAAUGUCCUCAGUAGAACCUCCUGACGUUUGGUACAAAAUGGAUAUUCCUGAUACAACUAUUGACACAGGCAAACUGUCGGCCCUGCAGUUGGAGAGUAUCACGUAUGCCUCUCAGCAACAUGAGCACUUCCUACCAGAUGGGACACGUUCUGGCUUUCUCAUUGGUGAUGGUGCUGGUGUGGGCAAAGGCCGUACUAUUGCAGGGAUAAUCUAUGAGAACUACCUUAAGGGGCGAAAGAAGUCCAUAUGGGUGUCGGUGUCAAAUGACUUAAAGUACGAUGCUGAACGGGACUUGAAGGACAUUGGUGCGGGCCACAUCCAGGUUCACUUCCUCAGCAAAAUGAAAUAUGGAAAAAUCAACUCUGACCUCAAUGGUAAUGUAAAGAAGGGCGUCCUCUUUGCCACCUAUUCAGCCUUGAUUGGAGAGUCUUCAAGUGGCCAAGGGAAAUACAAGAGCCGUUUAAAGCAGAUUCUGAACUGGUGUGGCGACGAUUUUGAUGGUGUUAUUGUGUUUGAUGAAUGCCAUCGUGCCAAGAACCUCUGCCCGGUGGGCUCUGGAAAGCCAACCAAGACAGGUUUAACUGUCUUAGAACUCCAGAACAGAUUACCCAAAGCACGUGUGGUGUAUGCAUCUGCCACUGGAGCAUCUGAACCAAAGAAUAUGGCAUACAUGGUCCGUGUUGGAAUCUGGGGCAAGGGCACACCCUUCCCCGAAUUCACAGAUUUCAUUAGUGCUGUUGAAAAGAGGGGUGUUGGUGCUAUGGAGAUUGUGGCCAUGGACAUGAAACUCCGUGGCAUGUACAUUGCCCGACAACUAAGCUUCCAUGGAGUAUCCUUCAGAAUAGAAGAAGUUCCUUUGGAUGAAGAUAUCAAGCUUGUGUAUGAUGACUCUGUCAAAUUGUGGGUGGAUGCCCGUCAGAAGUUCCAGGAGGCGUCAGAGCUGAUCAAUGCAGAGAAGGGGAUGAAGAAAUCCAUGUGGGGUCAGUUCUGGUCUUCACAUCAGCGUUUCUUCAAGUAUUUGUGCAUUGCUGCAAAGGUGGACCAUGCAGUGCGACUUGCUCGUGAGGCUGUCAAAACAAACAGAUGUGUAGUCAUUGGCUUACAGUCGACUGGAGAAGCAAGAACUAUAGAACAAUUGGAAAAAGAUGAUGGGGAACUCUCAGAUUUUGUUUCAACUGCAAGAGGAGUCCUGGAGUCUUUAGUGGAGAAACACUUCCCAGCACCUGACCGCAAUCGCAUCAACAAGAUCCUUGGAAUCUCAGAAACCAGUAAAGAAUUCAAGGAUAUUAUUAAUGAAGUCACAGGGAAGACUUCAAAAAGGAAACCAGUGCGGCAAGCGGCACAGAGAGCAGCAAAAAGAAGGUACAAGGACAUCCACUCUGAUAAUGAAGAAGACUCUGACUUUGAGAUGUCAGUGCCUACUCAUCAGAUCAGUCCUCUGACUUCUCUGACAUAAGUGACUUUGAUGAUGAAGACAGUUGGGGCCGCCCGAAGAAGAGAGGGAAAGCCAAGAACCACAAACAGAAGAACGGCAAGGGACGGGCAGAAAAUGGAGCCAAACUCCCGCCUCCCCCCAAGGACCAUGUGGAAAGAGCUCAGAAGAUGAAGGCAGAACUCCUUAAGAAUAUAACCAACCUUGGCAGAAAGCUGCCUCCAAAUACGUUAGACCAGCUUAUUGAUGAGCUUGGGGGGCCAGAAAAUGUGGCAGAGAUGACGGGGCGCAAGGGGCGUGUAGUACAAAGUGACGACGGGCAGGUCAUGUAUGAGUCCAGAUCUGAAGCGGAUAUUCCACUGGAGAUUCUAAAUAUCAAGGAAAAAGAGAGGUUCAUGAAUUCAGAAAAAGAUAUAGCUAUCAUCUCAGAGGCUGCUAGCUCAGGUAUUUCACUUCAGAGUGAUCGCAGAGUGAAAAACCAGAGAAGAAGAGUUCACAUAACACUUGAACUUCCUUGGUCGGCAGACAGAGCUAUUCAACAGUUUGGUCGAACACACAGAAGUAACCAAGUAAAUGCACCAGAAUAUAUUUUCUUAAUAUCUGAACUUGCUGGAGAACGCCGAUUUGCCUCCAUUGUUGCAAAGAGAUUAGAGAGCUUGGGAGCCUUAACACAUGGAGAUCGAAGAGCCACAGAAUCACGUGAUCUCUCCUCCUUUAAUAUUGACAACAAAUAUGGCCGCAUGGCACUGGAGUCAGCCAUGAAGACCAUGAUGGGCUAUGAGCACCCUAUUGUCCCACCUCCCGAGGACUACAAGGGAGACUUCUUUGCAGAUAUACAGAAUGCUCUUGUCGGAGUGGGUAUGAUCCUAAGAGAAGACAGCAUUUAUCAGCUGGAUAAGGACUAUAACAAUUUGAGUAAAUUCCUCAAUAGGAUAUUGGGAAUGCCAGUAGAGCUACAAAAUAGGUUAUUCAAAUAUUUCACAGAUACAUUAGCUGCAAUUAUUAGUCAAGCCAAACGGACAGGCAAAUAUGAUAUGGGUAUCCUUGAUUUGGGGGUUGGUGGUGAGGGCUGCAGGAGAACGAAAACUAAAACAUGGAUAGGAAAGCAUGCUACAGGAACAGCAAAGACUGAGAUCCACACUGUGUUAGUGGAGCGUGGCAUGUCAUGGUCAGAAGUGCAGGAAAAAUGGGCAGAACUGAGCGGGGACUUGGAAGGAUUCUACCUCUCCCACCAGGUUCGAAAUAACAAGAAGACUGCUGUGCUUGCUGUAUUAGAACCCUCAGCCACUAAUAAGAAGCGUGAGAAGAAUUCCAGAAUGUUCAUACUUUACCGGCCCAACACAGGAAUGCAAAUGAAACAGGAGGCUUAUUCAGAGCUGAAGAAGAAGUACAAGAAGGUGACACCAGACGAGGCACAAGAACACUGGGAGGAGCAGUUCAAGGCAUCUAGUCACACCUGUUCACAUGCCUACUGGCAAGGUAACUGCCGGCGGGUGAACAGUGGACUGGAAUGCGAAAUAGGCUUGCGUCGACGCACUUACCACAUAUUGUGUGGAUUGGUGCUAAAUGUUUGGGCAAAAGUGGAAGAUGUUCUGGCCUCAGCACCACACAGUCACUCUUCUACUAAAAUGCAGGUUGUACGUCUGAAAACACACGAGGGAACAAAGCUUGUUGGGACCCUCAUUCCAAAUAACUUGGUUGAGAGGCUUUCUGCUGUCUUGGAAGAGGAUAGUACAGAAUCUUAUGAAGAGAACUUUACUGAUGAAGACAGUAAAGACAGCAAGGAUGAAAAAUAAUAGAAGUUUGAACUUAUGAGGACAAAUAUUGAUUUCUCAGUAAGGGAUGGUAGUAAAGGAAGACAGUAGUUGGUCUUCAAAGAAAGGAUGUUUAAGCUAAGUGCUGUAUGCAGAUGCAGAGUUUUUCUAUGGGUUUGCACGGAUUCAUCAUGUUUAGGAGAAAACAUUGAAUUUGUGCAUUCUGCAACUGCUUAUGAGCUUCUAAGCUGUUCCUUAUACUGAUCCUUUGGUAAUGUGGAAUGCACUGCAUUGACAAUAUAUUCAUAUCAGUGAUCAGUGUUAAAUGUUGAACAUGGUCAACCAAAGGAUUGCUAGGAGACGUCACAAGCGAUCAUACACAGGUGUAGAGCAGAGCAAUGUCUUUACUAAUGGAGUUAAUUGUAUAUGAAUUAACAUAGUUCAGGCCAGCAAUCCUCAUGCUGCAGGAGUUUAUACCUAGUGACAUUGGUAUAUAUUUUCUAAUGUGACCUUAGGCACUAAAGAGAUUGCUGUACUCUUCCCCCAAGAUAUUGUGCUUGAAGUCACUUCUUGAGUCAUCAAAGUGAGCUUAUGUAUAAUACUGCAGUGUUGAAAUUUGAGUUGCGGUUGGCCAGUUGGCAUAUGUAAGCAAAACUGCAAAGAGGAUGGCUGUUGUCCUUCAAUUUGUCAAGUGAUAUUUUCAGGUGUACUCCUUAGUGAAGGAGUCUUGGUGGCAAUUAAUGGGGAUAUAAGUAGUGUACCUGCUGUAAAGCCAAGAAACAUUUUAGGAAAUGCAGAGAUUCUGUAGUUAUCAAUAUAGUGGAAAACUGUAGAUUUUUCAUAGAUUUUGGCACCAGAUAAUUUGCAUUUUGUGUAUUUAAGUGUGCACAAAUUACUGUAUGUUGCCUUUCAAGAUUACAAUCUUGAACCAUAUGAUUCAUAUUCUAUCCUUUAGAUUUAUUUAGCCCUAUGAUCAUGUUGCACCAUGGUAGUGUCCUGAUCAACUGAUUGACAUACUUAUUAAUUGAACAAGGUCAUAUGAUUUACAGCUUCACGUAGCUCAGUUGAAGGCUAAAAAUUGAUGUACAUAUAAUUUUCUUUGUCAUACUAUAUUUAUUGUAUGAACAUGAAGCUGUUCCCUGAUUUAUAUUGGUAGAUUUGAUGUGUUGUGGAAGAAUGUACGUUGUAAAAUUUAUGUCUGUAAGAUAACCUUCAUAAUUUAGAUUUACACCAAUAGCAUUAUAGGGGUAUAGCUUUUCAGUACUAGUUUCUUCUAGAAAAUUUGCAUGUAGGAUUAAAAUUAAUUUCAUGAAAGUGAGGAUCAUUUAAUAGGUAGGCAUUAGCAGUUAGGUAAGAAGGAUAGAGGACAUGGGCAGCAGGUACUCCUAAUCAAUUUACAGGGCAUUUUCCAAAGUAUUGUACAACGUGAUCUCGUAUGACCUGAACACACAUUUAUGGCCAAAAUUCUGCAGUUUUGCAUGAGGUUAAAAUGUAUUUCAUUGACAUAAAUAUGACAGUAUUUUCCAGAAGAUGUAGUCUUUACUUUCAACCUUCAUAUUUCCUUCUUAGUAUGUGACUAUUCAGCAAUUUUAAAUAUUUGUUCAGCUUCAUGUAAGGCCACAGAGUUCAGGACAGUGUUUACGGUGCCGAUGGGCACAGUGUAGAUAGUACAAGUGGUUUCACAAAGCAGUCAUCAACAGGAGGGCACGAGGUCCAGUUCUGUUUUCUUUUAUUUUGUCUUUUUACAAGCAAAGUAAAUGGAUAUUUAUUUUAUUUAUUCAGUUUCCUCUUAUUAUACUUAAUAAUUUUCAUGGUAAGCUGCUAUAGCUGUGUUGUGCAUUAUUUAGGAAUAUAAUUUGAAUUGGAAAGGAAAACUAGAAUUGUAAAAAAAAACAAAAAUUAAGUGCAGGAUAUAUCUUUAUUUAGGAAACUUGGAAUGCCAGCAUCUUACAUGACAUAGAACCCUCCUGCUGAUGAUAGCAAUAUUUGGUGUUCUUCCAUGUGAGUCAUUGUGGUUAGGUCAGUCAUGCCAUUCAUACCAUACAGUAGUCACAUUUCUUCACCAAGUGGGUAUUUUAGAUCUAUUAAUUUUGUAUGCUUUUGCCUGUAUGUUGCCCCCUGCAAAGUAUUUUUUUCUCUGUCAGGAACAGAUUUUAAGUAUCUGAGUUAGCUGUAACAGAAGCAGUUGACUUCCAAGGUUAAUUGUUAUUGAUAUAAGAAUCAAGUACUGUGGUGUCAGGAACAAGCCAGCUAGUACUAGGAAUAGGUUUUUCUGUUAAGAUCUCAUUAAUAGGCACACACCUCCCCCUUCAACUCCAUUUUACAAUGCAUCAUGCUGUACAUUGUAUACGACAUGCCCUCAUCAGAAGUCUAAACAUCGGAAGCAUUUGGUUGACAGAGAAUUUUUAAAAUGUUAUUUUAAUAUUCUUUCUUUCUAUACUUUUUUUUUUUAGAGGAAAUUUAACCAUGGCCUUCUGUUAAACAGGUGUUCCCUUUCAACCAAAUGCAAAGAAAGGAAUAAAUAGUACCAAUUGUAGUACUGUACUUACAAUGUAUUGUACCAAACUGUUAAGGGAAUAUGUAGCAGUCAAUUAUACUUGGAUAUUUGUUUA